Molecule: messenger RNA, 1913 nt
Organism: Solea senegalensis (Senegalese sole)
Lineage: Eukaryota; Metazoa; Chordata; Actinopteri; Pleuronectiformes; Soleidae
Product: T-cell leukemia homeobox protein 3-like
Exons: 3
Coding region: 251-1099 (282 amino acids)
Biological process (GO): regulation of transcription by RNA polymerase II; animal organ development
Cellular component (GO): nucleus
Molecular function (GO): DNA-binding transcription factor activity, RNA polymerase II-specific; RNA polymerase II cis-regulatory region sequence-specific DNA binding
Source: RefSeq, a predicted model, not a curated record
CAGAGCGUCACAUCUCUCCAAACGCCCAUCAAACUUUCACCACAGCCUGUAGAGUAGAGCCAGUCCUCAGAAAGAGGCCUGACAGAGACAACGAGGACGCGCUGGAUUCUGGGAGGACGACUGGACAGCGAUGGAGACACUAAAGGCGAUGACUUUUGGUACAGUUUGACCCUUUUCUUAUUCGCACUGAAAACAUCCUGUUCCGGGCUUUUUUCUUCAUCCCUUUCUGCGAUUAAAAAAAAAGACGACAAUGGAGCAAGCACCCAGCGCGCCGAGCCCGCCUCCAAAACCGGCACAUCACGAGCCCAUCAGCUUCGGCAUCGACCAAAUCCUGGGAGCCGGGACAGAGCCAGAAAACGCGCGCACGGCUGGAAGACAGAGUGAAUCCGAUUUAAGCAGCGGAGACGGUUAUUAUAGUUUGGGAAGCCCGACCGGGGCCAGCGCGCCCUCGUACACCGCGCUGUCAAUUUCCCUCUCCGGUAUAAUGUCUCCAAUGGAGGCUUCUGGUUCAUACGGUGAGAACAGAGGUCUGGGUAGUCGGGGAGUGAUUCGAGUCCCGGCCCACAGACCCAUGGCAUCCACAGGACCCCCAGCCCCUGUCCAGGGCGCUGUGCCUGGGUUUGGAGGACUGUGUUUCCCCUGGAUCGGAAACAGGUUCGCCAAGGACAGAAUAUCAGCCGCUCUGGUGCCGUUCGCCGUUACGCGGCGGAUAGGACACCCGUACCAGAACCGGACGCCUCCCAAACGGAAAAAGCCUCGCACGUCCUUCUCCAGAGUCCAGAUCUGCGAGCUGGAGAAGCGCUUCCACCGGCAGAAGUAUCUGGCCAGCGCCGAGCGCGCAGCUCUGGCCAAGAGCCUGAAGAUGACAGACGCACAGGUCAAAACCUGGUUUCAGAACCGCAGGACCAAGUGGAGGAGACAGACAGCCGAGGAGAGGGAGGCGGAGCGUCAGCAGGCCAACCGCCUCAUCCUGCAGCUGCAGCAGUCCGCCCUCCAGAAGUCCCUCAGCGAAUCAGCGGUGUCGGAUCCACUGUGCGCCCAUAACUCCUCCCUGUAUGCCCUGCAGAACCUCCAACCCUGGGUCGAGGAAAGGGAGUAGAGACCAAAACAAGCACUCUGCAAUCAAUAAGCAUCAUCUGUUGUCCCUGGGAGGAUGAAUAAAUUCAAUUAGGCCUACAUGAGGACAGUGGGACUUAUUUUUGCUUCAUGCAAUGGAGAGAAGAAAGAAAAAAAAACAAAAAUGUGGGGAAAAGAAAAAAACAACUGAGGAGUGGGCCACAGCCUUGUGGGUGGACUUCAGCUGAUGGUGAGUGAUGCCUGUUUUUAAGCAGAAACAGAACCGUUCUUGGACUAAAUCUUGGAAGUAUACACUUUGGAGCAGUUGGACUUUUCAAAAGAGGAAUUAAAAACAGAAUUUGUCAUUAAAGUUUCUUGUCACCCAGUGAUUAUUGUCCUCUUAUGUUUGUGCUUAUUCUGUUUAUUAGACUAAGCAGGAGCGAGACAUUAUUAACCUAUAGGCUUUAAGGAGUUAGUCACAGCACACGUUAUUAUUAUUUCUUACGUUUGCUUUCAACGCAGAUAUUAUUCUUAUUAUCAGUUUUAAAUAAGAGUCUUUUACAAAAUACAGAUCACAUUCUUCCUUUAAAUUGCUCUGGUGCUAUAUUUACGCUCCGGCGACAUUGAACCACCUGCUCAUACUGUACACAGAUGUGGUGCAACACCUUAGCUCAACAAAAUGAUGCUUAAAUGUUAUGUUAUGGGAGGAUUUAGCUGGAGGAGAGAGGUGGGGAGAAUAUGAGACGGUGUAAUAAAGGCAGUGAUGCAUGUUUAGCGAUGGUGGUGAUGUUUUUUUUGUUUGUUUUCUUUUCAUACGCACAUUAUCAUCAUGCUUUAUUUGUGGGCCAUAUAUCUCU